UCACAUCAAGUCAACACUAACAGGCUGAACAUUGUGAUUUUAUUUUUCUGGGGUUAUAAGUCAAACAAGUAAUGUAUUUGGAGAGUAACCUUUGCCCUCUGACCCUCUGCCAGGUAAUAACCAGAACCUGAAACUAUGGCAAACUCUUUCACCCGCAUGAUUUCUGGCCGUAAUACGGCAGUGAUGAUGGCCAUGGGAGCUGGCACCCUGGCCUCUGGCUACCUCCUCACUGACAGCACCGCUGCUGCUGAGAGGAAGAGACUCUACCCCCCCAGUGCAGAUUUCCCUGACCUGAGGAAGCACAACAACUGCAUGGCAUCAGCCCUGACCCCAACCAUUUAUGCACGCUUGAGGGACAAGGUAACACCCAAUGACUGGACUCUGGACCAGUGCAUCCAAACUGGGGUAGACAACCCUGGACACCCCUUCAUCAAAACUGUGGGAAUGGUUGCUGGAGAUGAGGAGAGUUACGAGGUGUUUUCUGAGCUCUUUGACCCUGUUAUCAAGGACAGACACAACGGCUAUGAUCCUCGCACAAUGAAGCAUCCCACUGACCUGGAUGCUUCCAAGAUUACCUCAGGAAUGUUCGAUGAGCGUUAUGUACUGUCAUCUCGUGUGCGUACCGGCCGCAGCAUCCGUGGGCUGAGUCUUCCUCCUGCAUGCUCACGCUCUGAGCGCCGUGAAGUAGAGCGUGUGGUUGUGACAGCUUUGUCCGGCCUGAAGGGAGACCUCUCUGGACGAUAUUACAGCCUAGGGGAGAUGAGUGAGAGGGAGCAGCAGCAGCUUAUUGAUGAGCACUUCCUGUUUGAUAAACCUGUGUCACCUCUGCUUACUGCAGCUGGGAUGGCCAGAGAUUGGCCUGAUGCUCGUGGGAUCUGGCACAACAAUGAGAAGAAUUUCUUGAUCUGGAUCAAUGAGGAAGACCACACUAGGGUCAUAUCCAUGGAGAAAGGAGGAAACAUGAAGAGAGUGUUUGAAAGGUUCUGCAGAGGUCUUAAACAGGUGGAGCAUUUAAUCCAUGAGAGAGGAUGGGAGUUCAUGUGGAAUGAGCGUCUCGGCUACAUUCUCACCUGUCCCUCUAACCUUGGCACCGGGCUCAGGGCUGGGGUACACAUUCGCCUGCCCCUCCUUGCUAAGGACCCCCGCUUCAAGAAGGUCCUGGAAAACUUGAGACUACAGAAGAGAGGCACAGGAGGAGUUGACACGGCUGCUACUGGUGACACUUUUGACAUCUCUAAUCUUGACCGCCUGGGCAGGUCAGAGGUUGAACUGGUACAGUUAGUGGUUGAUGGUGUCAACUACCUAAUCGAAUGUGAGAAGAGGCUGGAGAGAGGGCAGGACAUCAAGAUCCCUGCGCCAAUUUCUCAGUUCAGGAAAUGACAGUCGACUGAGAAUGUUGAAGUAGGGCAGAUGCUCCAGUGGCUGGUCAUUUAACGCUUGGUCCUGCAAGAUAUUUAUGGCAUGUAUAGAAUUAUGCUGUUGUACAUGUACAAUAAAGUUAUUACAAA
This is a messenger RNA of Melanotaenia boesemani (Boeseman's rainbowfish), 1508 nucleotides long. Its product is annotated as creatine kinase U-type, mitochondrial-like. Gene Ontology annotation, biological process: phosphocreatine biosynthetic process. Gene Ontology annotation, cellular component: mitochondrion. Bases 136 to 1380 code for a protein of 414 amino acids. The record is from RefSeq and is a predicted model, not a curated record. The transcript is spliced from 9 exons. Gene Ontology annotation, molecular function: creatine kinase activity. Lineage: Eukaryota; Metazoa; Chordata; Actinopteri; Atheriniformes; Melanotaeniidae.